Molecule: messenger RNA, 2788 nt
Organism: Prunus mume (Japanese apricot)
Lineage: Eukaryota; Viridiplantae; Streptophyta; Magnoliopsida; Rosales; Rosaceae
Biological process (GO): maturation of LSU-rRNA; maturation of 5.8S rRNA
Cellular component (GO): preribosome, large subunit precursor; Las1 complex
Molecular function (GO): endonuclease activity
Source: RefSeq, a predicted model, not a curated record
ACUACCUGCUGCCUCUACAGCAGCUGCGCUCCCAUCUACAUCCAACCACAAACCACCGGCGACGACGACGACGCCUCCUCCUCUUCGGCGGCGACGACCAAUCCUCCUCCUCUCUCUCUCUCGCUCUCCCCCACACCCCACAGGAAAAAUAGAAUUGGAAAGCUGUUAAAUUGCUCUGGGUGUUGCUGUUGUUUGAUUUUGCUGUUUUCCGUUCUGGCGGAGGAAAGUUUCUUUUACUCUCUCUCUGUCUCUAUCUUUCUCUCCGCCUCUAGUUUUGAAAUUAAACUGCCAUCUCCCAGAGGCUUAGCCGCCAAAACCAAACGACCACGUCACUCUUCCUCUCUAGCAACAAGAGCUGCUAGAGCCAAAGCGAGUGGAAGUGUUCUGAUGGAGGCACUUUUAGGGUUUAAGGAAGAAUCAACAGAUUAUGACCAACUUGUGAUAUCCAAGCCGUCGUCAUCAGCAUCCUACAGCUACAAAUUAGUGCCGUGGUUGAGCUGGGACGAGUGGCUUUUCGUCGACGAAUCUCUCUUUUCGAAUUCACCUGAAUCUGUGGCCUCCGCUUUAAGAAGAAUAUCAGCAUGGAGAAGCAGAGGUUGUCUUCCUGUUGUAAUUGAAGUUACGGCGUCGAUUAUUGAAAUUCAUCAAAAAGAUCCUCACUUUAGAAAGGACCAGUCAAAUGAUGCUUUGGAUAAUUGCAGAGCAGAUCAAUCAAGUGAUGCUUCACUUUCAGACGAAAUGCUGGCCAUGUUAUAUUGUAUGGCAAUCAUGAGGCUUGUGAAUGGUGUUGUUGAGAAGACACGGAAGAAAACAGAGGUUUCAAUUGCUGUGGCUGCUGAUGCAAUUGGCAUUCCACGUACACUGAUUGAUAUUCGUCAUGAGGGAUCUCACCGUGAACUUCCCGCACUGGAGGUUGUUCGUAGUGCUUCAGUUAAGGCCCUUGAUUGGUUGAAGUACUACUACUGGGAGCCUCAGAAGAAGGCAAUUCCGUUUCAUGGUAAUGAGACUGCUGACAUCAGAACUGAGAUAAGGUCGAAAUUCCAUGAAUUGGCUUUCUGCUUAAGAGUUAAGAACACCCCUCCGUCGCUUUCUUCAAAAGUCAAGGAAAAACGUGGUUCUAAGAAAGACCUUACCAAGAUAUUGAAAAGUCUUGUAGGGUUGUAUGCUUCCUUCUCCUCAGAAGUUGUUUCUGUACUGUUGGAGAUCUUGUUGCAUGCUAUAAAUAUCUCAGAUUCCUCGAAGCUUCCAGUAAACACCCAAAAUGGCCCGAGCCUACAUAUUUCAUUGAAUGAGUGGAAGCUUGUGAUAACAAAAUUUUCAAUUAAGGAACCAGAGUUACUUCUGGCUCUCCUGAAUGCAGCUCUUGAUAUGUUUGAGACUCAGGAAGCAGUGCUAUUUGAGACAGGAGGGGUUCGCACAUCAUCAGACAGGGCAGAGAUACUUCAAGUUGAACACCUCUCUUCUCUGUUUAAGUGGCUGGUUGGGAAUUUUGAAGGAUUAAAGCCUCAUCUUGAAAAAGAUUCCGCACCUGAGAUCAAAGUUUCUUCAGGAGAAAAAACGAUAUCGAAAGCAAUUCUGAUGGAACUCCUACGUAAAUGCCUUGUUCUAUCAGCUUCUGCUAAUAACCAGCUCAUGGAUUCUGCCGUCCAUCUUGCACAACUGACAGGGGACAACUACCUAUUGGGAAAACUGAACAAACUCUCUUCAUUAGUUUCAUCAAAUUUGGAUGUUACUGAAGAAGAUGAUUCUCUUAAACAUUCAACUAAUGUAUUUAAGAACGAAGACGAGUCUAUAAGUGAAGCAGCAAAGAAGCUAGAGAUGAUUAAACAGCGCAAAAUGAAGAGCAAAGUAGUGAAGAGAACAGAUGGUGAUGCUGGAAAUACUAGCAGAUGGGUUCUGGCCAAAUCAUGGAACCCGUGUCCAAUUGGAAUGUUGCCUCAAGCUGUUGGAUCUUCUGGUUGCCUUCCCGUUCUGGACUUUAAUACUGCCCCAGAAAAGGUUUCUCAGUUACUAGGAAGAAAAGAGAACUGGGAAUUGAACCAGUGUAGCGGCAAGAGAGAAGCUAGUUCCGAUAUACAGCUACUAGAUAACAGAUGUGUUAAGAAGUUGAGGGAAACAGAGGAUGGCUGUGUAUCAGAUAGUGAGCAUGUUUUAUCCACAGAAGAUGUCAGUGGUCAUCUCAUGAUAGGCGGGGUCUGGAAGAAAGUUGGGGAAGAAGAACUACUUGCCAUCAAGUCUGCUGUAAGGAUUUGGCCACACAAAAAAAAGCCUGCUGUAAAGAUUGGGCCACACCAAAAAGAAAGCCAGUAAGGAUACUAAUUUAGUCACUGAUUUAUUCAAAGCUAGGGUAGGUCUAAUUUUGGAAGCUUUUGUUAGCAUCUAUGCAGUUUUGAUUUAUAGUGGUGAUAAAUUAGUGACAAGCAGUUUUGAUUUAUAUUUUGUAGUGCACUAUGUGAUUAUCUGGGUUAUAAAAGUUGUAACCAGAGUUACAUUAGCUGGCGGGUUCUUCCAUUUUAGCACUCCGCCAGAGAUUUUUUUUUUUUUUAUGUUAUUAUUAUUAUUAUUAUUUUAUAAACUCACCAUGGUUUAUUUUCACUAAGACACUGGUUACAUUAUGUUAUUCAAUUUUGUGUUCAAUGAUUUGAUAUCAGCCGGAACAUUUUUCAAUCUUAUUAUUAAUCAGGAAAAAACUUGGCUCCUUAAAAUUGAGGAGCUCCUCUUUACGGUAAAUGUGGAAAAAACGAGAAGAAAAAAACAAAAUAUUGUGAGCUAAGAAGACAAUAACAAG